Messenger RNA from Aureobasidium subglaciale EXF-2481, 1794 nucleotides. RefSeq lists its product as uncharacterized. Lineage: Eukaryota; Fungi; Ascomycota; Dothideomycetes; Dothideales; Saccotheciaceae. Gene Ontology annotation, biological process: positive regulation of gene expression. Bases 1 to 1794 code for a protein of 597 amino acids. The transcript is spliced from 3 exons. The record is from RefSeq and is a predicted model, not a curated record.
AUGAGUCGACUGCACAGCGGUGCCCACGAGAAGGGAGACGACGCGCCCGAGCCCAUCCACCUCGAUGCCGACCGUCAGUCAUCCACAGCAGACAGUCAUGACGCGGAGAAGCAGGGUCUGCGCGCUCAGCAAAAGGAGGAAGCCCAAGCGAACAGCGACGAGGCCAAAGCAGAAGGCUCGACGGACGGCGAACCUGCAGGAGGCUACGAUGCGACACCAGUACCGCGAGCGCCGCCAGGGUGGACCGUCAAGAUCACCUUCCACCGCGCGACGAAUCUGCCCAUGGCCGACGUCAACUCGCUGUCAUCGGACCCCUUCGUGCUAGCCCAGAUCAACACUGCGAUGCCAAAGCGUCAUAAGGAAGACCCUUUGCUACGCAUGCGCACCCCCACCAUCCGUCGCAACACCGACCCUGAGUGGAACUUUGACUGGAUUGUCGGCAACAUCCCGUCGUCGGGCUUCAAGCUCAAGGCUCGCGUUUACGAUGAGGACCCGAAUGACCAUGAUGAUAGACUGGGCAAUGUUCACAUUUCGAUCCAUGACAUCAACGAGAACUGGCCUGGAAUUGAAGAGCAGCCAUAUAAGAUUAUGAAGCGCUCGGGUAGCAAGCGAGCCUAUGCCAUUCGCGCUGUCGCUGCCUGUAUGAGCAAGGCCAAGUCCAUGCACGGCGACCUCUACGUCAGUAUCAAACUGCUCGGUCGCACUGAUAUCGACAACGGCGGCCACGUCUUUACUAUUGGCCCUUCAUGGUGGAUCAAGCAUCAAGCUCCCAUGCUCGGGCGUCUCGCCGGCCGCAAAGAGCCCACUGGAGGCGCUACCGAGUCCGAAAAGGAAAAGAACAAGACCGAACGCUACAACUUCCAGGCCAACCAGAUCCAAUUCCGCGGUCCUGUGCCUGAUGGCCUUUACCACCGCUACGUCGAGUUCCGUCCUUUUGUCAAGGCCAUGUUUACCUCCACCGGCGUCCGCGGCUUCGUCCUGUCGAAAGCCCUGCACCACCAACACGCUCGAGUCUACAAUUUCGACCGCACAACAAAAUGGGGUCACUUCCCCCAAGGUCCCUGCAAAGAAAUGACACAAGCCUUCCUCGACCUCGUCCACUACGACGAAGGCGGCCGCAUCUUCACCUACGUCCUCUCCCUCGACUCGCUCUUCCGCUUUACAGAAACCGGAAAGGAGUUUGGAAUCGACAUGUUGAGUAAACACACCAUGCACAGCGACGUCAGCGUGUACAUUGCCUUUUCUGGCGAGUUCUUCAUCCGAAGACUGAAAUACAAGAACAAGCCUCCACCACCAGAUGCAGCAGAUUCUGGCAGUGCGGGCAGUGAGAAUGGCGACUCUGCACAUACUGACGGUGCGAAUGAAUCACAUCCCCCUCACGACCUCGACAAUGGCCCUCCAAACGACGAACCGCCAAAAGAUCCCGCUCACUACCAACUCGUCAUUGACAACGACAGUGGCACAUACCGCCCCAAUGCCAAGAUGCUACCUCUGCUCAAAAAAUACCUCGCCGCCAACCUCCCAGGUCUACACAUCCAGACCCUCGACUGCCAAGCCGACGAGCAGAAGAUGAAUCGCAUGAAAAAGGCACAACGCGACAAGAAAAAGAAAGAAGGUGAUCAGAUCGUCUAUGCACAGGCCGGUAGCGACGCGAGUAAAGCUGCAGGAGAGGAAGAUGCAGCUGGCGGUGGUGCAACAGGGCUUGCGCAUCAAUUGAAGCAGGAUGCUGGCUUCAAGGGGAAAGCGAGGUUGGAUCAUUGGAAGCAUAAUUUACCUGGGCAGGCUAGAGAUUGA